UUGGGUGAACACUUCCACAAGCUGACAGAUGAAUGUUGGCAAACCAUCAUGGGACAGUUAUGCGUGCAAGUGUUGAGCACUGAAAUAAAUGACGCGAAGAGGCGGGAUUUGAGGUUUUCGUAAACGCCCAGCAUGAUGCGUAGCCUGUCACUUGAAUGAAUAAAUGUUGAUUCGUGCCCCGAGACAGAAAGGCACUCGCGGCCCUGCCCUCGCAUUGGUCUUUGGUGUGUUGAAUGUAAGCACCCGGAGUGCCGCCCGUGCCAUUACUGAAGGCAACCGUCGACGAGGUGAGCUGCUGCCUUGUUUCUUUGAGCAGGUCACGUUCUUUAAAUCAUCCAGCAAGAUGACAAAAGGCAAGAAGUGGGUUCUGGAGAAGCAUUUCGAGGGUUUGCCGAAGAGGACUGACGUAAAGAUCGUCAAUUUCGAAUUACCAUCGAUCAAAAAUGGCUCGGUUCUGUUGGAAGCAGUGUAUCUCAGUGUGGAUCCGUACAUGAGGCCGUAUGCAGCUUUACUGCAUGAAGGGGGCACCAUGAUGGGUGAGCAAAUAGCCAGAGUCAUCGAAAGUAAGAAUGCCGAUUUCCCUGUUGGCACCAACGUGCUUGUCAAUGCUGGCUGGGUAACCCACUGUGUUUCCGACGGGAAGGACCUGACAAAGAUCUCACCAUACCCAGAGGGGAUUCCGCUCUCUCUGGCCUUAGGAACCCUGGGUAUGCCAGGCAUGACAGCCAACUGCGGCUUGGUGGACAUCUGCGAAGCUAAAGCUGGCGAGGUAGUGGUAGUCAGCGGUGCAGCUGGGGCAGUCGGUAACGUGGUGGGGCAAAUUGGCAAGAUCAAGGGCUGUAAAGUCAUAGGAUUCGCGGGCUCUGACGCCAAAGUGACCUGGCUGAAGGAACUGGGUUUCGAUGAAGCCUUCAACUACAAGACGGUGAAGGACCUGGACGCGACUCUGAAGUCUGUCGCACCCAAUGGCAUUAACUGCUUCUUUGACAAUGUCGGUGGUGAGUUUUCCAGCAUCGUCCUCAAUAACAUGGCACGAUAUGGACGCAUAGCAUGCUGUGGGGCUAUAUCAACGUACAAUAACACCAAGCCACCAAUGUUGCGUGCUUUUCACGGCGCUGUGAUCAGAAACGAGAUCAAAGUUCAAGGAUUCGUCAUAUAUUCCCACCGCGACCGCUUCCCUGAUUGGGCGCAACAACAUAUACAGUGGAUUCUACAGGGAAAACUGAGGUACAAGGAGCAUGUCACCAAUGGAUUCGACAACAUGUUUGAUGCUUUUGUGGGAUUAUUCUCUGGAGCAAACACCGGCAAAGCUGUCGUUCAAGUUUAAUUUUUUGUCGUUCAAGUUCGUGGCUCGACUAUAAAACAUAUGUAGGCCCUACUAGUCUACAGAUUUUCACUUAAAACUUGAAAUGAUUUAGUUUUGCUCAAGGUGUCCGUGACUGCAAUAUGUAAUAUUCUCUUUGAUUAGUUUCUGCAUGUAACGCACAUUUAAAAAAAUCUCUUGAACAUGCAGCAGCCCUGGUGGUGUAUUUAGUACCAUUGAACUGUAUAACAGCGGAAGUGUUGUAACCAAUUAUCGAAAAACUGGGGUCACAUUGUUCCCAGAAAUAAAGCCAAGAAUAUUCGUUUUCUGAAACCAAGAGGAUUAAGUUAUAGGCCUACGGGUUAUCUAUCCUAUCACGUCAUUUGUCCAGCCAAAACUCAACUUACAAAUGGGUCAGUAUCAGAGACACGUUCAUUGGAGACAAAUACUCUGAUCCCCAUUAGGAACAUUAAUCCCUUUCAAAAGAGCAUUGGUUCAAAUUAUGGACGCCCAACCUUCCCCUCAUAAAGUUUUGGAGACAAGGGAUGCCUUUUUCUAAUGUCGCACGUGACCUGAAUUGGCGUCCAAAUAAAGUCCAUUAUUAUACUACAGUAGGGUUUGCUUCAUAAAAACAUUAAGAACCGAAAACAUGUAAAUCGAAUACAGCGAUCGAAGGCUUUUUCUUGAUCCAAACUAAUCAUUCCCUCCUCAAAUAAUUCCAAUUGCCAUAAUCAAUAAUGCCCCUAAGAAUCAUAAGGUUGGUUUGAAUAUUCCCAGAAGGGGCCCCACAAUAUUGCUCUUUUCUAGUAAGAUUAUGCAUAAGCUUAAGUUUAUAAGUAAUAACAUUGAAUAACAUUUUAUAAUCCACAUUCAUAAAGCUGAACGGGCGCCAAUUUUUUGAAGAUGAUACUUUUUGCCGGAUUUCUUAUAAAAAAAUAUUAAAGCCACAUUCAUGGAUGCUCAGAAAUGACUUAUUCCAGGAGAAUGUCCUCUGCUUAUCUUUUAGGGCAGUCUCUCUCUGGCAAGUCUCACGUACAAGCAAAGCCCACUGACCGUGCGUUCAUUUAACUUGAGCGUACUGCGCAUGCAUCAAAUCUGAGCGGCUGAUAUUUGACCUCAACUUUGCUUAUUGACGAGGGACCCCACGCCCAUUUUAACAUUAUUAUGUAAAUGAGUUUUUUUGCGGGGUUUUCAAAGACACUUUAUAAUAAGAAACAUUUUUUUGAAGAUUAUUUCUUCAAUUUACAACAUUUUUCAAAACGACACAAAAUACACAUCCUGAGUAAAAUUAACAAGAGGUGGUUGCUAAGGUAAAUAAAUUUUAUGUGAUUUUAUGUGAAAAAUUGCUAUAAUUCUCACAAUCUGCCUGUUGCCACUACGUUAGACUGCAUGCUCCCAAGGUGACAACAAGAAGGCGCUAAUUCCAUUUUUGCUCAGUUUGGUCAAAAACAGUAUUUUGGGCACAGUUCUCACGUUUUUUCAUUCAAAUUUUCGCUGAUAUGCUACCCCACACCUGUUAUGGCCAAACAAACAAAGGGCAAAAACAAAACUUGGUAUUAGAAGUUCCAACUUAUGUUCUAUAAUUGUUUUGCAAUUUUUGUUUUAACACUCAUCAUGCUAGUAGUUUUAAACAUAUGAAUAUAAGUUUGUGAGUACGAAAGGAGAGCGUUUAGAAAUUGAAUGCUUAGGAAUUAGGCACGUAAGGCUGAGGUCUCUGUAAGUUUACAAAGUGACAUUAUGGUCCUGUUUCGGUGCUAAAAAUAAAGUGCCAAAGUUUAAACAGAUGGUAAAA
Acanthaster planci (crown-of-thorns starfish) is the source of this 3095-nucleotide messenger RNA. Its product is annotated as prostaglandin reductase 1-like. The record is from RefSeq and is a predicted model, not a curated record. Gene Ontology annotation, molecular function: 15-oxoprostaglandin 13-reductase [NAD(P)+] activity; 2-alkenal reductase [NAD(P)H] activity. Gene Ontology annotation, cellular component: cytoplasm. Gene Ontology annotation, biological process: prostaglandin metabolic process. NCBI's taxonomy places the organism in Eukaryota, Metazoa, Echinodermata, Asteroidea, Valvatida, Acanthasteridae.